Molecule: messenger RNA, 2510 nt
Organism: Haliotis rufescens (red abalone)
Lineage: Eukaryota; Metazoa; Mollusca; Gastropoda; Lepetellida; Haliotidae
Exons: 10
Coding region: 231-1517 (428 amino acids)
Source: RefSeq, a predicted model, not a curated record
CAUCUAUCUCUAACCUACUGUGUUAUCAGCGUAGACGGAGCCCUGUAGCGCACACUUGAACUGUUUAUCUAGUAAUACCCAGGUUGACACACGGAAUACCAUCGACAAUCCUUUUUCCGUAAAUUUCACAAAGCCACGCUACCUCUUGGAGACACAGGUAUCCUGGAAGUGUCAAUCAGGAUCUGACAGACUCCAGGUGGCGCAACACCACUGCGAGCCUCACAAACAACAUGGCGGCGGGAGCGGUGUUAGCUCUGCUCUCACUCUCUGUUAUCGUAAAUGGAUUGCAGUUCAAUGGGAAAAACGGAUUUGGCAACAACAUCCACCAGAAUGUCAACCUACAUGACAUUAACAAACGUUCGGAGAAAGGCUCCGAUGUAUACUCUCACCUAGCAGCCCUGAGUGGUGGAUCUGUGAUUGACAGCAACAAGACAGACGUAGACCACGCCUCCAGCAUCACAGUGGCUGAAGCAGCUCUGGCGUCGCCUGUGGUAGUCAUGGUGACCCAUGUCAACGCUACACCACCACGUGACGUGACUUUCAGCGUCGACUCUGCCCUGACGUUGAUUCUGGUGGAGGUCACAGGUCACAUCACCAAGUCUGCCAUCCAACUCUCAGAUCCUAAAGGAGUAUCUCCAGUCAACGUCACGCUGGCUGUGGAUAGUGCUGGGGCACUUGUGUACAAGAUAGUCAAGCCAAGCCCAGGUUCUUGGAAGCUUCACUUCAGCGACAUGCUGCAGUAUGACGUCAUCGUCAAAGGGAACAGUGACGUCAGUUUUCAGGCCCAGUUCAUGAUGCUGAAUCCAGACACAGGCUACGCCAUUUCUGUCCCCGGAGAUCCCCCAGCAGGAAAAAAUCUAACUCUGGCCAUAGAAAUUAAUGGUGUCGACAAAACACAGAAUAUCACAGCUGUGACGUUGUACGCACUGAAUGGUGACGUCAUCAAAUCUGCAGUUCUGGCACCUGUGGGACAUAUGGGCGCCCGCUAUAAAGCAGCAAUAAAUCUUCCAGCAAAGGCUCUCCGUCUCGGCGUCACAGGUAAAGACACCCACGGCUCCCCCUUGACUCGCGUCUCCCCCACAGCUGUCACCCCUGAGGCCGAGCUCACCGUCACCUUCCACGACACAGAAGGUGUCAUUCAUCCUGGUCGGACGUUGCUCCUACCCUACACUGUCGUCAACCACGGCGAGCGUGGCAACUUCACCGUCAUGGUGACGUCGGAGAGCACGGCUCUGCAUCCCAGUAUCUCCCGCGCCGUCUUCAGCAUCAACAACAACGCCUCCUACACCAGCAACGUCACAGUCAUCACCAGUACAUCUACACCAACAGCGGGGAACAUCCGGGUGACUGUGACGGGGCCGUCUGGCUUCUCUCAGUUUGACACAGUGCUCGUCACCACGGCACCAACCACGGCACCAACCACCAGGCCCGACAGUGGGAAUGGUGGCCCAGUAGGCGCACCUGCUGUGUAUGUUACCAUGGUUACAGCUGCGCUAGCCAUCUCGGCGAGGGUGUGAGCCGGUGGAGUGGACCGAGCAUCCUCCUGCCCGGUGAAGCUGCUUUGUUUUGACAUAACGUGAUUUCCAAGGGAGACAACUGGAUCUCAGAAUAAGCCAACAUUACCUCAGUUUCGUAUUUCUCGAAUAUUUUUCACGAUCGCGGUAGUCUGUCAUACAGACCCUGAAACAAAUAUAUCCAAUACAGCCCCUGCAAGUCUCUAAUGUUUGGCAAGUCUAGAUUACUGCAGUAUCAGGGAAGAAAGUCUCUGGGCUCCUUUUCAUUAUAUUUUAUAACUAUUAUUUAACAACUGUUUUUUCUGUAAAAUAUGUUCAUUUCAGAACUGCACUGCAAACCUAGACUUACUCGAACCAUCCCUGAGUAAAAAUCUGCAGAGUAAUAGAAAGCAUAAUUACUAGUUUCGCCUCUUUGACUUCGUUAUGCCCUCUCUCGAUAAACGUAAAGAAACUGUAGAUCACCGGUGACUGGACUCUCACGAGGAUAGACAGACUUUGUAGUUUUGAAUAACAUAAAUAACAUUUCACAGUCAUCUUACAAAGCCCGAUACACAGAGACAAAUGACACUCACCCCCAACACGAAUAUGACCGUAAUGGCGUCUUUAACGUAGACUUUAGUACGGUUUACGUUAAAGGGGCGUAUAUCCCUCGCCUUUUGAACUAGAAAUCAUAUAACAACAACGUUUAGGGAUUGAGAAUCAGUCGUUAAUUACUCUUGUAAUAUCGUGGUAUUUCUAUAGCCCGUUGUCUUAAGAGGCGACUGACGGGAUCCGGCAGUCAGGCUCGCCGUCAUAUAGCUGGAAUAUUGCUGAGUACGGCGUUAAACAACAAACAAAUAAACAAAACUAUAGCCAGUGUCCUAUUAUCAAAGGGUGAGGUCAUGCAUCAGUAGUCCGACGUUCCCAACGUCAAUGUCGCCAUGUGUGGCGCUUCAAUGGUUGUGUUUAACUAUGUGACUGUAUCUCUGUAUCUGUGUGAAUAAAUUGGGACAGCCA